GUUAUGAAAACGCCACAUGUAGGAUCCAUAACUCCUUGAAGAGCCACCUAGCGCAUCCAUCUCUCUAUUUUAGACUAGAUUUUGUCAUAACAGAGCAACAUACAUUCUGCCUAUCCUAAAUGCCGAUCAAGCGAAAUCUCUCCGUCGCCACGGCGGCUCCAGUAAAGCUCAUCAAAACAGCCCACGCGCCGCCGCGGAAUAGCGGUUUCCUCGAGCGGUGUCACUACUGCAACAAGCGGAUUGCUAAGAAUUCUGAUGUUUUUAUGUACAGUGACCUCUGUGCUUUCUGCUCUGUUGAAUGCCGGGAUCGUCAGAUUAGUCUGGAUAAAUUGGGUGGAUCAAAUUAGCAAAUCAAGUUGUUUGAAUUGGAACAUACAGUGCCUGGCUAGUUACUAGUAAUCUCAGAUGUGCGCUGUUGGUUUUUGAGGGACAGAUUGCACUACUGCUUAUAAUUCUAUGAUACUAGGAAAAGUAUACAUCAUGUUAAUAGUAGUAAUUGUUAUUUAUAGUUAUUUAAUAGUUACUUCCCUUUGUUUCUGUUGCUACCUACUCUGCUAUGAAUUUCUCUCUUUUUUGUGCAAAUCUAAUACAUAUUGGAGUGUAA
Messenger RNA from Salvia hispanica, 604 nucleotides. The record is from RefSeq and is a predicted model, not a curated record. Lineage: Eukaryota; Viridiplantae; Streptophyta; Magnoliopsida; Lamiales; Lamiaceae.